This is a messenger RNA of Setaria italica (foxtail millet), 1131 nucleotides long. Its product is annotated as dehydration-responsive element-binding protein 1A. Gene Ontology annotation, molecular function: DNA binding; DNA-binding transcription factor activity. The transcript has a single exon. The coding region runs from base 205 to 903 and encodes 232 amino acids. Gene Ontology annotation, biological process: regulation of DNA-templated transcription. The record is from RefSeq and is a predicted model, not a curated record. Lineage: Eukaryota; Viridiplantae; Streptophyta; Magnoliopsida; Poales; Poaceae.
UCUGCUUUCAUUCUCCAGCUGUGUGCUCGUCCACUGGACUGGCUCCCUUCUUCCCGCGCUUUGCACUCUGUGCUCCAUCCAGCCACCACCUAUAAAUAUGCGCCCGCAAAUCCGCCAUUCGCAUCCCAAACCCACUCGAGACCCAACUCAGUCAGAACGACCAAAGAUCUUCAAGCUAAGCAACCGAGAGCUGAUAAGAAGAAGAUGUGUCCGAUCAAGAAGGAGAUGAGCGCCGAGUCAACCUCGCCGUGCAGCUGGGCAUCGGCCUCGACCUCGACCUCGUCGGAGCACCACCAGACUGUGUGGACGUCGCCGCCGAAGCGGCCGGCGGGGCGGACCAAGUUCCGGGAGACGCGGCACCCCGUGUUCCGCGGCGUCCGGCGCCGGGGCAACGCCGGGCGGUGGGUGUGCGAGGUGCGCGUGCCGGGGAGGCGCGGCUGCAGGCUCUGGCUCGGCACGUUCGACACCGCCGAGGGCGCCGCGCGGGCGCACGACGCCGCCAUGCUCGCCAUCGCCGGCGCGGGCGCGUGCCUCAACUUCGCCGACUCCGCGUGGCUGCUCGCGGUCCCGGCCUCGUACGCCAGCCUCGCCGAGGUCCGCCACGCGGUCGCCGAGGCCGUGGAGGACUUCCUGCGCCGCGAGGCGCUCCCGGAGGAGGAGGAGGACGCGCGGUCGGCCGCGUCGUCGGCGCCUUCCUCCCCCGCCGCCAGCGUCAAGGACGAGGUCUCCACCGACGGGGAGGAGUCCUCGCCGUUCGAGCUCGACGUGUUCGAUGACAUGAGCUGGGACUUGUACUACGCGAGCAUGGCGCAGGCGAUGCUCAUGGAGCCGCCGUCCGCGGUCCCGGCGUUCGGCGACGACGGCUACGCCAACGCCGGCGAUGUGGCACUGUGGAGCUACUAGAACUGAAGCCGUUGUUAGUUUGUAGUUCGAAUUUUGCAUUUUCUUUCUUUCUCUUGGCUACCGAUCCCAACUUUUGGGACCGUAAUGAUAGUGGUUAGUGGUUACUACUUGUGGCAAUGAAACAGAGCGAGUUGGGAAUAGGAAAACAGAGCAUGUCAUGCCCUUGACGCUUGACUUUCCGACACUUUCUGCACCUAACGGCUAACGAGCAGCAGCCUUCACAUAAAA